Molecule: messenger RNA, 459 nt
Organism: Humulus lupulus (European hop)
Lineage: Eukaryota; Viridiplantae; Streptophyta; Magnoliopsida; Rosales; Cannabaceae
Product: auxin-responsive protein SAUR21-like
Exons: 1
Coding region: 56-352 (98 amino acids)
Biological process (GO): response to auxin
Source: RefSeq, a predicted model, not a curated record
AUAUUUUUGUGAACUCUAAUACUUCUUCUAAAGAAAAACACAAAGGAAGAUCAACAUGGCAUUUGGAUUGUCUGGUUUUGUUCAGGGUAAGAAGACUCUCCGAAGAUCACUUUCAGGCAAUAUGGAAGCAACUUUGAAGUCUUCAACCAUUCCAAAAGGCUACUUUUCUGUCUAUGUUGGAGAAGAUCAGAAGAAGCGUUAUGUAGUACCUCUUUCGUACCUAAAUGAGCCUGCAUUUCAAGACUUGCUGAGUAUGGCAGAAGAAGAAUUCAGAUAUGAGCAUCCGAUGGGUGGACUCACAAUUCCUUGCAGAGAAGACAUCUUCAUUGAUAUCACAUCUCAGUUGAAUUGAUUGUAAUGUGUAGCACUGACAUAGAUUCACUAGUGAAAUUUUUCUCAAUUUUGUAGAUCAUAUACUUUUACCCUUUUUUCAAGGGAAAUUUUUUGACUCUGUGAGAA